GCAUGCUUAGUUGAGCCACGAAGAGGUCAGCGUUUGUACUUCAUGUACAUUAUUACCAGGGUAAAGAUGGCGACUGCCAGAUCACUGUGCAAAGUUUGCAGGUCAUUUCUCUCUACGAAUGUGAUCCUGCAAUCGCAAACUGGUCAAAGAUCAGCAAAGGUUAAUAGUGCAGUAGGUCUUGAAUUUGGCAGAUGUUUUAUAAAUGUUUUUUGAUUUUCCUUGUGUGAUCUUUUUAGACCGCAAGCCAUCUUAAAAAAUCAACACAGACAACUAAUAGAGUGACAUAUAUAAUCAAACCAGAAAGGUUAAAGCAGAUUGAAGAAUCCCCUAGCGGUUGGGUUCCUCCCGCUACUGGUACGUUUUCUUCCUUCUUAAUUAAUUUUGAGGCCUCUGUUUUCCUUUAUCAUACCUUUGUUUGUACAGUCAACUCUUUCUAAGACGGACAUCUUUGGGACCAAUACUAAGUAUCCAUCUUAGAGAGAUGUCCAUCUUAUAAAGAGUCAAAUAAAAGGAGUAAAGAAAGGCAGGGACCAACUCUAGGUGUCCGUUUUACAGAGGUGUCCGUCUUAUAGAGGUGUCCGUUAUGAGAGAGUCGACUGUAUAUGGAGCUUUUGGAAACACAGCUUUAAACAGAGGAAGGCCAUAGGGGACAUUCCAUUUUUUAUCCGCACCCCCAAAGGUGACUGGAAUCCGAACCCUCAAAUUUUUGUUGGUACUCUUUUCAAAAAUGAAGUCCGAAGGGUUCAUUUUUUGUUUGGCACCUUUGCAAAAUUUGUCUGAAAGAUACAAGUUUUGUCGGCUUCUUUGAAGAAAAUAUCUGAACCCCCCUAUUCAAAGAAGCCAUCCUUAGGGAGAGUGCAGAUAAAAAAUGGAACAUCCCCAGUAGCCUUGCAUUCUUCUGUAACAAUCACAGGGGGUGAUGUGGAAAAAUCAUGCUUCACAUGAUGAACACAUAAUUUAUCUAUUGCCUUUUGCUCCAAUUUCUAUCCAUUUUGUAGAGUUUUCCUUCCAGUAAACUACUCAUCCAUAAGACAUUUGGUGCGUUCAUUGAUCCUUUCAUGUACUAGCUAAUUAAUGCCUUUUGAUGACCUUUUCUUUUGCAGAGUCACCAAAUUUGCCAUUUUUCAUUAAGAGAUCCAAAUUCAACAACUUGCCAGUUUACUCAGACUACAAGCGUGGAGGAAAUUAUAAACUCACUGUGAUAAGAAAAAUUAAAGGUGAUCUCCAGGUAAAAAUUAAGAAAAAGAGGAGAGUGGAGGUGUGCUGUUGCCAGGGCCUCAUGGCCACUGAUGACUUUUAGAGCAAGAUUUUGGAGACAAUGUAUUUUUGUUGGGAACAGUUCUUCAUGUCAUAAUAUUACUCAGCAAAGUACAUCUUCCGUCAUAUAUAAAAGAGUGCUAGAAGCGUAACAGCUUUCAUGCAUAAUUUUCAUUUCUUCUAAAAUUGUUUCUUAGUCAUUUUUUUUUUAAUAGAAAAAGGCAUUAUUUCAUAUUUUUUACAUCCUGUUGGUCAGCUUCCAUUUAGAUAAGGAAAAGAGGAGACCAUCCAUCAAAUGUUUAAGGAAAGAAAGAGAGGAAAAGAAUUAGAAUUUUCUUAUCUCUACUUAACAAAUUCCUCUGUAUUUUCCUUCUCUGUUUUUAGGCUCUUGAUGAUUGUUUGAGACACCAUCUUGGAAAAGAUAUUAACUCCCAAAUCAAUGAACUUACAAGUCAAGUGAAGAUAAAAGGAAUUCACAAGGAUGCUGUUGUGACUGUCUUAAAACGUCUUGGGUUCUAGGAUCAGUGUAAUAACUUGAGUAGAUUGGAAACAACACCCAAGAAUGACUGUGAAAUAGUCAAGCAAUACACAGACACUGAGACAGUGCUGUCAACUCUCCCAGAUAAUUCAGGAGAUGCCAUGAAUGAAAUCUCUAGGAUAAUCACCGAAGUAUGCCAUUUCUUCAGUAGACUCGACUUUGCGACAAUAAAAUUUUGACUAUUUUGUGUUGUUUAUGCCAUUUUAAUGUUAACAUCGAAUGUUUCCUCAUCAACUCCAGUAUGUCAUUGUAAUAUAAUAAUCUGAUUGGUUUUCGCGCAUUUUGUAUCAUCACAAAUUCAUGACAAUCGGAGUCAACGAGUAUUUUUUGCACAAAUGAUGUCAUGAUCCUUGCAUUAUGAUGUCAUGUAUCAUCCCUUGCCUGUCAGUUCUCAAUAUUUAAAGACAUGGGGAGUUGACAGCCCUACACAGAGAUGAGAUGAUGUUCAGUUAAGAAUUCACAAACUGCUGUUUUGGGUGCCUUGAAGUUGCUGGGGUCCUAAAUAGAAGAAUUUACAAACUUAUGUACAUAGAAAAAAACAAGACUCUUGAGACUGCACUAAGUCUGAA
This is a messenger RNA of Porites lobata, 2364 nucleotides long. Lineage: Eukaryota; Metazoa; Cnidaria; Anthozoa; Scleractinia; Poritidae. The record is from the annotation of a GenBank genome assembly.